Salvia hispanica is the source of this 3738-nucleotide messenger RNA. RefSeq lists its product as uncharacterized. The record is from RefSeq and is a predicted model, not a curated record. Lineage: Eukaryota; Viridiplantae; Streptophyta; Magnoliopsida; Lamiales; Lamiaceae. Gene Ontology annotation, biological process: exocytosis; Golgi to plasma membrane transport. Gene Ontology annotation, cellular component: plasma membrane; cytoplasm. Gene Ontology annotation, molecular function: GTPase activator activity; syntaxin binding; myosin II binding.
CACUUAUUAGCGUACAAACCGAGAAGUGAGUCCCAUGUAUUCUGAUCUUUCCACUCUCCAACAAAACGCGAAGCUUCACGUCCAAUUCAAUUCUACUCCAAACUCCGAUCUUUCCUCGCCGACGAUAAGCUCAACAUCGCCAUGUUCAAGAAACGCUUAUUUCAGAAGACCGUUAAUCGUCCAGAGCGUCAUGGAAAGAGUUCAUUGUCACCGGAUGAAUUGAAUUUCCGGAUUAAUGUGCACUACGGAAUUCCAUCUACGGCGUCGAUGCUCGCUUUUGAUCCGAUUCAGCGCCUACUGGCCGUCGGCACAUUGGAUGGCAGGAUCAAGGUAAUUGGUGGUGAUAAUGUUGAAGGACUUCUGAUUUCUCCAAAGCUGUUGCCUCUAAAAUACUUAGAGUUUCUGCAGAAUCAAGGCUUCAUAGUUAGCAUUACAAGCGACAAUGAUAUUCAGGUUUGGAGUCUAGAGAGGAGGUCAAUAGCAUGUAGCUUACAGUGGGACUCCAUUGUAACUGCUUUCUCUGUAAUCAAUGGCUCUUCAUUUAUGUAUGUUGGUGAUGAAUACGGAUUGAUGUCUGUUUUGAAGUAUGAUGCAGAAAGUGGACAGCUUAUGCGACUGCCAUAUCAACUAUCUUCUGAUUUUCUUGCUGAAGCAACUGGAAUCCCAGUCUCCAGUGGGCAACCCAUAGUCGGGAUCCUUCCUCAACCCUAUUCUUCCGGAAAUAGGGUAUUGAUCGCUUAUGAGAGUGGGCUGAUUGUUCUCUGGGAUGUGGUCGAAGCACAACCUGUUGUUGUGCGAGGUGAUAGGGUCCUGCAAUUGAAAAAUAAUGUUUGUCCCCCAAAUGAUGGGAUUACUGAUAUAGUUGACGAUGAACCUUCCCUUGACUUAGAGGAGAAAGAGAUCAGUGCUCUUUGUUGGGCAUCAACUGAUGGGUCCAUUCUCGCUAUGGGAUAUGUGGACGGGGAUAUUUUGUUCUGGAAUAUGUCAAAAGAUUCUUCCAUAAAAAACCAAGAAGCUGGGAUGUCCCCAAAUGUUGUCAAGCUGCAGUUGUCUUCUUCUGAAAAGAGGCUACCUGUUAUUGUUUUACACUGGCUGGACAACAGUAAAUCCAGUAAGCACCGAGAAGGUCAACUUCUUAUAUAUGGUGGUGAUGAGAUAGGCAGUGAGGAAGUUGUUACGGUUCUAAGUCUUGAAUGGUCAUCUGGAAUGGAAGCAGUGAGAUGCACUAGCCGUACUGACCUCACACUUAAUGGUUCUUUUGCUGAUAUGAUUAUUGUUCCAACUGCUGGUACGACUGGGAGUACUACAGAUGCUUCUCUGUUUGUAUUGUCAAACCCUGGUUGUAUACGUAUAUACUCCUCAGAGUUGCAGCCUGGGAAGGAUUUACCUGUCUCUGCUGUAAACUUUCCAGCAACCAUACCCACGAUUGAUCCUUUGAUUACGGUGGCAGAGCUUUUUUAUGUAAAUGGAAGCACAGAGGGCCUAGGAUUGGAGAUAGCUGUAGCAAGUCCAACAGUGACAUUGCCUGGAAAUAAACGGUGGCCCUUAACUGGAGGUGUAACAAAUAAAUUGUCACUUGGAAAAGAUUACAAGGUCCAGAGACUGUAUGUAGCGGGCUAUGAUGAUGGAUCAGUUCGAAUAUGGGAUGUUACUUAUCCAGUUUUUUCUCCUCUCUGUGUUUUGACAAAUGAGGCUAACAGUGAAGAUCUGGUUGAUUCUGGUGGCUCAUUGACGACAGUUGAUUUAUGCUCCUCCACGUUGAGAUUAGCUGUCGCAAAUGAAUGCGGUCGGGUUGAAAUUUACGAACUCUGCAGCAGCAAUGAGACAACCAUCCAUUUUGUCACAGAAACAAAAACUGAAGUUCGCAGUUCUGCUCAAGUUCAGGGACCCAGGUGUGGAGCUGUUUUCAAUCUUCAUAAAUCAGGAGUUCAGGCACUAAAAUUUAUAAACCAAGGCUCCAGACUUAUCGUUGUACAUGAAUCUUCACGAAUUGCAGUGGUAAAUGUGCAGUCAUCAUCCGUUGCAUUUAUAACAGACUCUUUACAAACAUCCCCAGUAAUAUCUGUAGCGUACAAAGCUUUUGAGUAUGAAAUGCCCAAGAAAAGAAAUGAAUCUGCACCAAUAAUUCCAGAGAGAGGAGAGUCCAUAUUCGUAUUAACCAAGGAAGGAAGUAUAUAUGUUAUUGAUGGCAAUAAUGGUAGCAUGAUUAGCUCAAGGCCAAUACAGUUGAAGAACUCAACAGCAAUUUCUUUGCAUUUUAUAGAAAACCAGACGUCAGCUUUUAGUUUUGUAGAUGAGCAACUGGAGAAAAAGGACGAUAUACUGAAAAAUGAGCCUUUGCUAAGUGUUGAUCUACGGAGUGAGAAAUGUAAAACUGAAGACCAUGCUCUGGAUAAAAAUCCAUCUACAUUAAGCUUGAAGGAGUUGCUUGUUCUGGUUUGUUGCAGAGAUAAACUACUCAUAUACCCUGCAAAGUCUGUGGUUCAAGGCCAAAGCAAAUAUAUAUGCAAAGUCAAACUUUCCAAGCCCUGUUGUUGGACUUCUGUGUUCCGGACAGAUCAUGUGGGUGGGUUGGCAGUAUUCUACCCGACAGGAGAAAUGGAGAUCAGAUCUUUGCCUGAUCUGGAAUUGGUGAAAGAAUUUUCUUUACUGUCACAGUUAAGGUGGAACUUCAAGCCAAACUUGGAAAGGAUGAUCAGCUCUGCCGAAAACUUACAUAUUGCAUUGGCAAAUGGCUCCGAAGUGGCAUUUGUUUCCCUUUUGGAGGGUCAAAAUGAUUUCAGUAUCCCAGAAUCCCUUCCCGGUCUUCAUGAUGAAGUGCUUGCAGCUGCUGCCAAUGCUGCGAUCAGUAUAUCUUCUGAUCGUAAGAGAAAAAAGAGAGCUAAUCCUGGCAUUCUCAGUGGUAUUGUAAAAGGAUUAAGAGCACCAAAACCAAACAACGCUGUGUAUCAUGACUCAAAUUCUAGUGCUGAUUUUGGUCACCUUGAAGAGAUCUUCGAAAGGAACAUAGUUCCAGGGUCAUUAUCAACAGCAGAUGAACCAGAAGAUAUUGAGCUUACCAUAGAUGAUAUUGACAUUGAUGAGCCUGGGCCUUCGUCAUCUGCUUCAUCCCAUGAAUUAGAUAAGAAAAAUAAAGACACAAAAACGGAACGACAAAAAUUGUUUGAUGAUGAUGCGGAGAUUAAACCCAGAGUUAGAACGCGGGAAGAGAUCAUUGCUACAUACAGAAAAACGGAGGAUGCCUCGUCUGCAGCUGGACAAGCAAAAAACAAGCUUAUGGAACGCCAAGAGAAGCUUGAGAAAAUUAGUAGACGAACAGAAGACCUACAAAACGGAGCUGAAAACUUCGCCUCCCUAGCCAAUGAGCUUGUCAAGGCAAUGGAAAACAAGAAGUGGUAUCAAAUAUAGAAGCAUUGUGGAAGCUUCUGGAAAUUCGCUGUUGAGAAUGCUGGAUAUCAACGGCUUGGCUUCGUUGCUACCAGUCUGCAGCAUGGAUGAUGGAACUCUUCUCUCUUAUGUAAAUUACACAUCUUUAGUGAGCCCAUAUAUGUGAAAUGAGCUUAUAUAUAUAUCACGUAGAGUGAAUGAGGAUUUUUUUUUUUUUUGUAAUGGCUAAAUAUUAUGAUUGUGAGAGUAAUUUAGUCUCCACUUUUUUUUGCAGGCAAUGCAUUGUACACAAUUAGAAUUGGCUACCUGGCUCUAUCUAUUUAUACCAUUGUUGCGACUUGCUUUCAUCCA